Oncorhynchus gorbuscha (pink salmon) is the source of this 4345-nucleotide messenger RNA. Its product is annotated as amyloid beta precursor protein binding family B member 1-like. Bases 348 to 2372 code for a protein of 674 amino acids. Gene Ontology annotation, biological process: regulation of DNA-templated transcription. Gene Ontology annotation, molecular function: transcription factor binding; amyloid-beta binding. Lineage: Eukaryota; Metazoa; Chordata; Actinopteri; Salmoniformes; Salmonidae. The record is from RefSeq and is a predicted model, not a curated record. Gene Ontology annotation, cellular component: cytoplasm; nucleus. The transcript has 15 exons.
GAGUGCUAUGGGGCAAUAGUUAUUUAGUUAAUACCACUGUACUAUGGCACUGAUUUAGUACGAAAACACCUCUAUAAAUCUAUUUUGAUAAUGUAUUCUGUGGACUCCGAUCAGCGAUCGUAAGAGGGUUGAGGCAGAGAACCUCGAGGCAACACAGAGCGACACAUUCUUGACGUUCGGCCGCCUCCCCUUCCCAUCUUUCAUCAUCACUAUACACAUCAGCGCAACAUCAGUAUUGCCUGGGAAUCCAGAUAAACGACCCCUCUAUACGUGUGGAAAUAUGUAACAAUAACGAGAACAUAUUUAAUCGAAGACACACUGACAGCACAAAGCUGCUGUAUAGUACCAUGGGUGGCCAUGAUGAUGAUGAUGAAAUGUCUUAUCAUGUAGCCAACAACCAUCAUCAAGAUGAAGUGCUGAAAAACAAAUUGAAUGACAGUGGCCUUUGGAGUGACCAAGAAUCCACUGGUGGCAACAAUGCUAAGUGGGUCAAGGAGGGCCAGAACCAGCUGAGGAAAGUUGCUGAGAAACAUCAGGACCAGAAUGGAAACCAAGAGGACUUCUCCCCUCAUAACACCACUGAGGAGGAGCAGAGGAACGAGGAGCAGACCAAAUCUCCCAAGACCGCCAAGACCAUCCUCAAGGAGCCAGUACUCAUUGAUACUCUACUGUCUGCCGAGGAUAAAGAGGGUGAGGGCGAAGAAAAUGACAAAGAAAAGGAAGAUCCAUCUGAGGCAGCUGAAGAGGCCUGCAGUUUUAUAGAGGAAGAGAGGGAGUCCGAACAGAGUAAUGUGGAGGCUGAAAGAGAGGGAGGUGGGGUGGCUAGAAAUCCCUGUCUGCUGUUUUCUAAUGUGAAUGGAACACCAAGUGAUGAAGAAUCCAACUGGCCUGCACUGUCUCAGGAAAGCAGUGCUGAAAUCCCUCCAAAUGGAAACAAAGAGUCCUUCUGGGACUCGGAGGCCUUUGAGGCGGACACAGACCUGCCCUCUGGGUGGAUGCGGGUUCGAGACACCUCAGGCACCUAUUACUGGCACAUCCCUACUGGAACUACUCAGUGGGAGCCCCCCUCCCCUCUGGACAAGGUGGGAGACUCUAUGAUGUCCUCCAGUAUGUCCCUGGAGACAACACCCUGUGAGGAAGAGCAGGAGGAAACAUGGGGAGACCUCUCUAACCCAGAUGAAGUGACUAGUGAUGGAGAGUUGUGGAAGGAGGGAGAGGUGGCUUCUGAUCAGAGCCUGAAGGAGUUUGAAGGGGCAACCCUGCGCUAUGCAUCCAUCAACCUGAACUGUUCCCAGUCUGAGGAAGAGGAGAACCUUGAUCCCCAUGGCACUGACUUGGAGGCUAAGUAUUUUGCUGUGCGCUCUCUGGGCUGGGUGGAGAUGUCUGAAGAGGACAUGGCACCAGCGAAGAGCAGCGUGGCUGUCAACAACUGCAUUAGACAGCUGUCCUACCAUAAACACAACCUCCAUGACACUGCUGGCAUCUGGGGAGAGGGUAAGGACAUGCUGAUGGUCCUGGAGAAUGACACUAUGAAUCUGAUCGACCCACUGGGCCAGACUCUGCUGCACUCCCAGCCUAUUGCCAGCAUCCGCGUGUGGGGUGUGGGCCGAGACAACGGCAGGGAAAGAGACUUUGCUUAUGUAGCGCGAGACAACCUGACCCAGGUACUCAAGUGUCACGUGUUCCGCUGUGACUCACCUGCCAAGAACAUUGCCACCAGUCUGCAUGAGAUGUGCUCCAGGAUAAUGACAGAGAGGAAACUAUCCAAGCCAUUUCUGAGCAGGUACAAUUCUGACCAGUGCAAAGCCAUGGAGAUUCCUACUCAAGAGUUUCCCGUUCCAAAAAAUGAGAAUUUCCAACGUUUCCUUGUGUAUUACCUUGGUAACGUCCCUGUGACCAAGCCUGUAGGUAAGGGACGCAUGGGUGUGGACACAAUCAAUGAUGCUUUGGAGGCUGCAAUGAACAGCACAAGGAAGCAGGAUUGGACCCCCGUCUCUGUCAACGUGGCCCCUGCCACUCUCACCAUCCUCACCAGAGAGACUGAGGAGGUGAUGUCAGAGUGCCGGGUGCGGUUCCUGUCUUUCAUGGGUGUGGGAAAGGACAUCCACACCUUUGCCUUCAUCAUGGCCAAGGGCCCCGGGGACUUCAUCUGUCACAUGUUCUGGUGUGAGCCCAACGCUGCCAGCCUGAGUGAGGCGGUGCAGGCCGCCUGCAUGCUGCGCUACCAGAAGUGUCUGGACGCGAGGCCUCCCAGCCUGGGCUCCUGCUUGCCCACUCCGCCUGCUGACUCCAUGGCCCGCCGGGUCAGGAUGGGGGUCCAGAGUCUGCUGGGAAGCUUCAAGCAGUACAGGUCAGGGUCCCAGUCCCCCUGAGCAGAAGAGAGAAGAUCUCCUCCCCACCAACACUAACCCAUCACAGCAGCUCCAGCUCACUCCUCCACUCCUCUCUCUCUUUCUCUCUCGCUUUCUGUCGGCCUUACACUCCUUUUGGCCCUCCUUAGAGAUAGUCCUUUCAUUAGUGCAUGGAGUUAUAUGUAACUGAGGAAAUGAUUACUUACUAGUGAUUGCAAAGUGUUUUUCUAUACAUCUACUGUAUAACUCUCCUUUAGCUUUGUGCUCAAACUGAAUGAGCCCUGACAACGGCCCAUUGUUUGUUCUGUUGGGAUUUAAUCUGUUUGUCACUAUUUUUGUGUUUUAGCAGAAACUAUGUCUGGCAGGAAGCGUUCAUAUUAUGGGAUGUAACUACAUGUUUCUUCACUGUAGGAAGCUAGGAGGAUUCCACACAGAAAUAGAUCUAAUUUCUUUGCAACUAUGAUUGAGUCAUGGGGCCGUGCUCUUCCCCAAACAGUAACAGCACCUCUUUUUAAAAAUGUUCUACUGGUGUCUGAAGAAGGUCAUGUAGUCACUGUCGAGCCUAGUAGAGUCUCCUGAUGUUUUGUUUUCUACCAUGUCAUUACCCUGUACACUCCUCAGCCUCCACUCCUGUCCAACUGAGGUUCUAAGAGCCCAAGUAGAGGUUCACCUAGAGAGCUUCAUGUCCCCCACUGCAAACAGUGUGUUUUAGUCUUCCAUUAAAGAAGUGAAUAAUCAUGUCGCGUCGUAGUGAACAACCAGUGAUUUCAGAGUGUACUGUAGUUGUGUUUCCCCUACAUUUGCAAGUUCAGUGCUUCUGUGCAAUAAUCAGACUUUCCUGUAUGUGGUGUUGGUAGAAUGGCUUCCAAACGGUUAUAUAGCAGCACACACUGUGCUGUGGGUUCUUUAAUGUAGGUGCCUGGCUAUAUCUGUCUAGGGCUUAGCCAACAACAAGGCAAUGGUGAAAAUAGACGUCUGAUCAUGGAAAAGUGACUGAGAAAACACAACAGCUCAAGGCCUGAGUUUUCUAUCUGAGUCAGUCAACCGCAGCUGGUAACCACCACCACCAAAUAGUAGUGUAGGACCUCACCACACACGGCAUGUUUUAAUAGCUUAGAGGAAGAACCAGGCUCAUAUCUGCCUGCAGCGGUUUAGUGCUGAACUCUUAGUUAUUGUAACAUACUAGAUGUGUGCUACUUCAUGGUAAAGAGGGCUGAAUUCUGUACCUGUUAAUAAGUGUUUGUAAGGCAUGUCACGAGCCUGUAUCCGUGUCUAUCAAUAUAUAUGCUAGUAGUAGAUUAGUUGUCACUGUCAGGUCCUUUCCACUGAGUAGCUGAGAGCAGGUCAGUAUCUGUCUCCUUUAGUCAGCGCCCUGGGACAGGGAUAACAUUGAGAGGAUGAUUUAUGAUUUUAUUUAUUUACAUUUUUUUGUACCACUUUUUGCUCUGUUUGGGCCAUGGUCCCUCUAAGUAAUGUAUUUUGUAUUGUUUUCAUACACUAUAAUGGACACUACUGAGGAGCAGUUGCACAGUUGCUCAUUAUUGAUUGUAUUAGAGAACAAAUCAGACUAGUUGUGGUUUUUAUGUUAAAAAAAAUAAAUGCAGAUGAAAUGUGUUUGUCAGAAGUAUUUAGUGCAAUAGUUAUUUGACUAACAAAAUUAAACAUGUCAAAUAUAGAAACACUAUCUGACAUAAUUAGACUGGAUUGAAUUGUAUAAUACUAUACUGUAUCUCAUGUCACUGUUCACUUAUCAUUGUGCUCCUUUUUCUAAUUCUGUUAUGUUAGUACUUCCAAAGUCAACAUUAAAAAUGAGGAAUAUUGGAACACUAGCUGAUACAUUUAUUUCACAAUUCAUGUAAAUUAGGUGUAUAAAAUGUAUCUGUAUAUAAAAGUCCCUGCACAAGAAAUAAAUGUAUCUGUAUAUAAAAGUCCCUGCACAAGAAAUAAAUGUAUCUGUAUAUAAAAGUCUCUGCACAAGAAAUAAAUGUGAACAU